Molecule: messenger RNA, 348 nt
Organism: Didymodactylos carnosus
Lineage: Eukaryota; Metazoa; Rotifera; Eurotatoria; Philodinida; Philodinidae
Source: the annotation of a GenBank genome assembly
AUGCAUAUAUUAUUGUUAUUAAUUAUGAUAAUUGAAAAAUUUAGUUUAACCAAAGCCCAAGAGGAAAAUUCUACUGUCAUUGGUUGGACACUUGGUGUUACAGGAGGAAUUAUUAUUAUCGUUGCCUUAUGUAUAUCUUUACGAAUUUGUAUUCUGAAAAAUACACAGUCCCAACGAACCUGCUAUCCAUCACCAAUGGUGUAUGUACAUCAGACAGGUCAAUUGGUCAACACGUUUCCCUAUGGAUCUUAUCCUCCAUCUUAUCCGCAGUCAACAUUACCAUCAUUUAAUCCAGAUCAACCUCCACCAUACAGUGAAGCGAUCAAAUUGGCGAGUGUCAAUCAAUAA